Brassica napus (rape) is the source of this 3159-nucleotide messenger RNA. Its product is annotated as heavy metal-associated isoprenylated plant protein 3. Lineage: Eukaryota; Viridiplantae; Streptophyta; Magnoliopsida; Brassicales; Brassicaceae. The transcript has 5 exons. Gene Ontology annotation, molecular function: metal ion binding. Bases 1785 to 2441 code for a protein of 218 amino acids. The record is from RefSeq and is a predicted model, not a curated record.
UUAUCGACCAAACAAAUUAUAACAAUUUUGUUAAAACUUCACAAAUAAUCAUGUAAGGAAAAAUCAGUUAAGUGACUUUUCGUUGUUUAAUGUAUAGAAGGAUUUCUAUUUAUAUGAGACUUACUAUUUCAAGUAUACAUAUAUAGUACUUAGAGACCUUAUUAGUUAGCAGUAUUUGUUUAGCUAGAUAGUAUUGACUAUUGCGAGACCGUAUUAAUUAAUAGUAUAUGUUGAGUUGCUACAUUGUGUAUGAAAGUCACCACCUUUAUCAGUGUCUCCUGCGGCUAAGAGAAAUAGAUUGAUGGAAAUACAGAUACUGUUUCUAUGUUCCAGUUGACACAUUCCCAUGCCAGAUAUUGUUACAUCCAAAACCCUCCGAAUAUAAAAAGGAAACCACAACACUAGUUAUAUAACUUUUGAAUUAGGUUCCUGUUCGUAAUCGCGCUAGGUGCUAGUCGUGCACUCGAGCCGGGCCUAGCGCCUUGACGAAAAAUCGGAGAUUAAUUGGGGAGUACGCGGGGCAUUUAAUUUAAUUUUUUAAAUUAAAUAUAAUAUGUAAAUAUAUAUUAUAAUGUGAUAAUCUAUGUAUAUUGAAAUUCAUAUUAACAUUUAAAUUAACUAAAUCCCAUGUUAAGGACUUUAGUUUUAAAAAUUCAAAUCCAUAAAUUAAAAUGAUUUCACUGUCGAACCUAUCGUAGAAAUACAUAGUCAUUAGAAUCACCUAUCUAAGAUUUAUCAAAAUGUUUAUAUCAUGUACAAGAAAAGAGACAAUACAGUCUGUAGCAUAUACUGCAUUAUCAAUUUAUUUUGUAUAGAAAAAUUCAACAAUAAAAAACGAUUAAAAUAAGAAAAAGAUGCGCUGAAGUUAAAAAAACAAGAGUUCUAACUACAUCCCACAUCGGAAAGCAAAAUAAGAAGAAACAUGUCAAAUUAUCUAUAAAUAUAGAUGUUUCUGCUUCGCUUCAGUUUCAAGGUGGGCUUCCACAAAAGCCCUGUCAAAAGUGUUAAAAUUAAUCGGGAAAAAUCGGUUAAAAAUCGUUAAAACCCCGAUUAAUUAACUUAGGCGGCCGGUUUAUUGUGGUCCGAUUAGUUGACCCGAUUUGGUCCAAAUCGCCACGGUACUCGUGCGCCGAGCGCCUGGGCAGCCGAGUUUUCGGCUAGGCAGCCGCGUUUUCGAACAGGGGGUUUACCACAUCGCUACUAAACAAAAGCACAUAUGCAUAGGCUCAGUGAGGCCCAUAAUAUUUGGUUUGGUAGGGUUGGUGAACUUUAUGUCCACAACCCGUUUCGUCUCAACUAAAGAGAACCAAAAAAAAACAACUGUAUCAAGAGGAACUGAAAAAAUGGAAAAUUUUCAAAUAUUACAAUCUGUAAGCUAUUUAGAACUAAAAUUAUGUAUGGAAAACUAACUUUUCAUCUUUUCCUAAAUUAAGAUGCUGGAAUUCACUUUUCUUCAAAAAUGAAAAAGGAACCUUAACUUUCUUGUAAUGUUUUUAACUUUUUAACGAAAACAUAAAAUAUGUGCUGAAUGUAGUUUUUGGGUAUAAAGUGCGUGGAUUUGUUAAGUUUACACUUUCUUAACUAUAUGAUAUUGGUAAAAAAAAAACUAUAGAACAAUAUCAGAGGUCAUUUAUAUAACACCACUCAUCAUCAUCAUCAUAAAGCCCAUUUAAACCGAACUACUAUAAAUAGAAUGAAAGGUCUAGUCCUUCUCUCUUUCCUUCCGACUCUGGUCUCCGUCUACUUUCCUUCUCCCCACUACUUCCUCACUAAACCGAGUCACCAUGAGUAAGAACAACAACAAAAGAGAUGGCAGCGGUGAGAAGAAGACGGCGUCUAUCACCGUCGUUUUGAAGGUCGACAUGCAUUGCGAUGGUUGCGCUUCAAAACUCGUUAAAUCCGUUCGUGCUAUCCAAGGCGUUGAGACGGUGAAAGCAGAGUCAGAGACUGGUAAAGUAACGGUGACCGGAGAUGUAGAUCCGGCUAAACUCCGGGAGCAACUUGAAGUGAAGAUAAAGAAGAAAGUCGAGUUGGUUUCUCCUCAGCCCAAUAAGGAGAAAGACAACAACAAGGACAGUAAGGACAAGAACAAAGAAAAGAAGUCAAAGGAGAAGAAACCUAAAGAGGCUCCGGUUACAACGGCGGUACUGAAGGUGGACUUCCACCGUGAACGGUGUAUUGAGAAGAUUCAAAAGACUGUCUCUAAAACCAAAGGUGUGAGUGGCUUCUCAAUAGAUCACGAGAAGCAGUUGGUGACGGUUAAAGGAACAAUGGACGUGAAAAAGCUCGUCAGGAGUUUGACUGAGAAGCUAAAACGUAGCGUGGAGAUUGUGGCGACGGCCAAGAAUGGUAACGCAAAAGAGAAACAGUACGUGGCGGCUCAGCCUGCUCACGGGUCUGCGUAUUUUCCGGUGAGGAUGGAGAUACGAUUGAAUACUUAGCACCUCAGAUUUUCAGCGAUGAUAAUCCGAAUGCUUGCGUCGUUAUGUGAAGCGGCGGAAGAACAUUGACGGGUAGUAGAAUAGACUGUAAAUAUGCGCUUAAGAUUUUUAAGGUACUUAUUGAAUAUUUAAAUACUUCUUUUCAGAUAUAAUUUCAAAAUAAAUAUAGAAUUGAAUAUUUUUAGUACAUAUUAAUGUGAUCUUUUAUUUAUGCCUCUGAAGAUGAUGUUUCUCAGGUCAUCGAACAAAAGUUUAAUCCUAUCUGUUGGACCGCGCAUAUCUUUGGAUUUGUUGGACGACUAUAUGAUGAAACAAAAGUUUACUAGGGAUCAUCUUCGCUUACUGAUCAAUACAUAAACCAUUUUCAAUCUAUUUGAUUGAUACAAACAUCGCCUUGAACUAGUGAACAACGAUCAUUGCUUCUCAAAAGUUUACAUACAAGUAUACAUAAUAUAACACCUUCUCAAAAGUUUAAAUUUUUUUCUUUUUUAAAUCUUAAUAAAAUUAAAGAAUGAAAAGAGAAAGACAUGCAGGAGUCAAUGAUUUCCCCCUUUUGCCUUUUACCUUUCUUCAUCUUCACAUUUUUCCUCUACUUUUGUACUUUUGUGAAAUUUAUAUUUGAUUCUAUUUCUUUCUCAACACUAAUUUCCAAAUUUUUUUUUUUUAAGAAUGGGUGGACGAUUGAUAAGGACGAGAACUUUCCUCUUCAUUUGAAAAA